Molecule: messenger RNA, 10150 nt
Organism: Coturnix japonica (Japanese quail)
Lineage: Eukaryota; Metazoa; Chordata; Aves; Galliformes; Phasianidae
Gene: KIF13B
Product: kinesin family member 13B
Biological process (GO): microtubule-based movement
Molecular function (GO): ATP binding; microtubule motor activity; microtubule binding
Source: RefSeq, a predicted model, not a curated record
UCCGCGCUCCUCCCCGCGCCGCCGGCGGUUGUACCUCGGUAGACGGAAGCCGAGGAGGGAACGAGUGAGUCGGGGAGGUCGGAGCAGCGCGAUGGGGGAUUCCAAAGUGAAGGUGGCGUGCGUGUCCGCCCUAUGAACCGGCGAGAGCUCGAUCUGCAUACAAAAUGUGUGGUGGAUGUGGAUGCAAACAAGGUUAUUCUUCAUCCUGUAAACACCAACCUUUCAAAAGGAGAUGCCAGCAGGACCCAGCCGAAGGUGUUUGCUUACGAUCACUGCUUUUGGUCUAUGGAUGAAUCUGUCAAAGAAAAAUAUGCAGGUCAAGAUGUUGUUUUCAAGUGCCUUGGAGAAGGAAUUCUUGAGAAGGCCUUUCAGGGCUAUAAUGCUUGCAUUUUUGCCUAUGGACAAACAGGAUCUGGAAAAUCAUACACAAUGAUGGGUACUGCUGACCAACCUGGAUUAAUCCCUAGACUUUGCAGUGGUCUCUUUGAAAGAGCACAGAAGGAGGAAAAUGAAGAGCAGAGUUUUAAAGUGGAAGUAUCCUACAUGGAGAUAUACAAUGAGAAAGUCAGGGAUCUUCUUGACCCAAAAGGAAGCCGACAGUCAUUAAAAGUUAGAGAACACAGUGUUUAUGGCCCUUAUGUAGAUGGACUAUCCAAACUAGCUGUUGCUAGCUACAAGGACAUCGAGUCCUUGAUGUCUGAGGGCAACAAGUCUCGCACGGUGGCUGCAACCAACAUGAACGAGGAGAGCAGUCGGUCCCACGCAGUCUUCAAGAUUAUCCUCACCCACACACUCUAUGAUGUGCAAUCAGGGACAUCAGGUGAGAAGGUGGGCAAGCUGAGUCUGGUGGAUUUAGCAGGUAGUGAAAGAGCAACUAAGACUGGUGCUGCAGGAGACAGGCUGAAAGAAGGGAGCAACAUUAACAAAUCCCUUACAACUCUUGGACUGGUUAUUUCUGCCUUGGCAGAUCAGGCUGCUGGCAAGAACAAGAAUAAAUUUGUUCCUUAUCGUGAUUCUGUGCUCACUUGGUUACUUAAAGACAGCCUUGGUGGCAACAGCAAGACUGCCAUGGUAGCAACAGUAAGCCCAGCAGCAGACAACUACGAUGAGACCCUUUCGACACUCAGGUACGCAGACCGGGCCAAGAAUAUCGUUAAUCACGCCGUGGUGAAUGAAGACCCCAAUGCUCGCAUUAUUCGGGAGCUGCGUGAGGAGGUGGAGAAGCUGCGAGAACAGCUCACAAAAGCAGAGGCUAUGAAAUCACCAGAAUUAAAAGAACGACUGGAGGAGUCAGAAAAGUUGAUUCAGGAAAUGACUGUGACUUGGGAAGAAAAGUUAAGAAAAACUGAAGAGAUUGCACAGGAGCGUCAGAAACAGUUGGAAAGCCUUGGCAUAUCGCUUCAAUCUUCUGGAAUAAAAGUUGGGGAUAACAAGUGCUUCCUGGUUAAUUUGAAUGCAGACCCAGCUCUCAAUGAACUCCUGGUCUACUACUUAAAGGAGCACACAUUAAUAGGAUCGGACAACUCUCAAGAUAUCCAGCUAUGUGGAAUGGGAAUUCUUCCUGAACACUGCAUCAUAGACAUCACCCCAGAAGGGCAGGUUAUGUUAACACCUCAAAAAAACACAAGAACAUUUGUGAAUGGUUCUGCUGUUACGGGUCCUAUCCAGCUACAUCAUGGAGACAGAAUACUAUGGGGAAACAACCACUUUUUCAGGCUGAAUUUGCCAAAGAAGAAAAAGAAAGCAGAUCAUGAGGAUGAGGAGCGAGAGAACUCUAUGAAGUGCAGUAAUAGCGUUGAGCAGCUGGAUGUAGAUGGAGACAAUUCUAGUGAAGUGUCCAGUGAGAUUAACUUCAGCUAUGAAUACGCCCAGAUGGAAGUCACUAUGAAGGCACUUGGUAGUAAUGAUCCUAUGCAGUCCAUCUUGCAAAGCCUGGAGCAGCAGCACGAAGAGGAGAAGAGAUCUGCACUUGAACGGCAGAGACUUAUGUAUGAGCAUGAACUGGAACAGUUACGAAGGCGAUUGUCUCCAGAGAAGCAGCAUUUCCGCAGCAUGGACAGGUUCUCCUUUCAUUCUCCCAGUGCUCAACAGCGUUUACGGCAGUGGGCAGAGGAGAGAGAAGAAAUGUUGACCCACAGCCUGAGAAAGCUGCGAGAACAAAUUGUUAAAGCCAAUUUGUAUGUGAGAGAAGCCAAUUUUAUUGGAGAAGAAUUGGACAAGAGGACAGAGUAUAAAGUCACCCUCCAGAUCCCAGCUUCAAGCCUUAAUGCCAACAGUAAGAGAGGUGCAAUUCUCAGCGAGCCUGCUAUUCAGGUGAGAAGGAAAGGGAAAGGCAAACAGAUCUGGUCACUGGAAAAGCUGGAGAAUCGAUUAGUAGACAUGAGGGAUCUUUACCAGGAGUGGAAAGACUGUGAGGAAGACAACCCUGUGAUGAGAGCUUACUUCAGACGAGCUGAUCCAUUCUACGAUGAGCAGGAGAACCACAGCCUUAUCGGAGUAGCCAAUGUCUUUCUUGAGUGCCUGUUCUAUGAUGUGAAGCUACAAUAUGCUGUGCCAAUCAUCAAUCAGAAGGGAGAGGUAUCUGGUCGUCUCCACGUUGAAGUUGUUCGAGUGAGCGGAGAGAUAGACGAAAGGCUGGUUGGUGGUGAGGAUAGUCCUGAUAGUCUCAAUGAAAAUGACACUCAGGAGAGAAAACUUGUCUGCAGGAUUAAAAUACUCCAGGCAACAGGUUUGCCACAGCACCUCUCCAACUUUGUGUUCUGCAAUUAUACAUUCUGGGAUCAGCUGGAUCCAGUUAAUGUUGCACCUGAAGUGGAUCCUUCUUUAUCCCCCAUCAGCAAGGAGCCACGGUGCAUGGUUGUCUUUGAUCAUUGCAACGAGUUUUCUGUAAAUAUUUCUGAAGACUUCAUGGAACAUCUCUAUGAUGGUGCUCUGGCAAUUGAAGUAUAUGGGCACAAGCAGAGUGGGGACCGCAAAAAUCCAACCCUGUGGGAUUUGGGAAUCAUUCAGGCCAAAACACGGAGCCUUCGAGACCGGUGGAGUGAAGUAACCCGAAAAGUAGAGCUCUGGGUUCAAAUUCUAGAGCUGAAUGAGAAUGGGGAAUACUGCCCCGUUGAGGUGACUCCUGCCAAGGAUGUUUGCACUGGAGGCAUCUUUCAGCUCAGACAGGGGCAAUCUCGAAGAAUUCAGGUUGAAGUCAGAUCUGUGCAGGAAUCUGGGACCUUGCCACUGAUGGAGGAGUCAAUACUAUCUGUUGGAAUUGGCUGUGUGCAAAUAAAACAUGCUAAGUCACAAAAAGCACCUGAAAUUUAUCAGGAAGAAGAGGAUGAAAUGGACAGUUACCAGGAUAGGGAUCUGGAGAGGCUCCGUCGGAAGUGGCUGUGUGCCUUAACGAAGCGUCAGGAAUACCUUGAUCAGCAAUUGCAGAAACUUGUUGGGAAGCCUGAUAAAACAGAGGAUGAUGCUGAUCGGGAGGCACAGCUUCUGGAGAUGAGGCUAACGCUCACUGAAGAAAGGAACGCUGUAAUGGUGCCUUCUGCAGGCAGUGGGAUCCCUGGAGCUCCAGCAGAGUGGACUCCCGUGCCUGGUAUGGAAACUCACAUUCCUGUUAUUUUCCUUGACUUGAAUGCUGAUGACUUCAGCUCCCAAGAUAACCUUGAUGACCCAGAAGCAGGUGGGUGGGAUGCGACUCUUGUUGCUGAAGAAGAGGAGGAAUUCUUUGAACUGCAGAUUGUAAAACAUCAUGAUAAUGAGGUGAAAGUAGAAGCCUCCUGGGAUUCCACAGUCCACGACUGCAUCCAACUCAGUAAAGGAACAGCAGCAGAUGAAAGAGUCUACCUUAUUGUGAGAGCCACUGUGCAGCUCAGCCAUCCUGCAGAGAUGCAGUUGGUGUUGCGCAAACGCAUCUGCGUCAAUGUUUAUGGCAGACAGGGCUUUGCACAAAGCUUCCUCCGAAGAAUGUCGCACCGAAGUUCCAUUCCUGGCUGUGGUGUCACUUUUGAGAUAGUCUCAAAUAUUCCAGAGGAUGCCCAAGGAGCUGAAGAGCGGGAAGCACUGGCCAGAAUGGCAGCAAAUGUUGAAGACGCAGCUUCAGCUGACUCUGAAGCCUAUAUAGAGAAGUACUUGCGAAGUGUGCUGGCUGUGGAGAACAUUCUCACCUUGGAUCGUCUGCGCCAGGAAGUUGCAGUCAAAGAGCAGCUAAUGGGAAAAGGAAAACUCUACCGGAGGAGCCUGAGCUCUCCCAAUGUGAAUCGGCUUUCUGCAAGCCGCCAAGAUUUAGCUCCUCCUUAUAACCUGAGCAGUAAUCGGAGUCCAAAGGUCCCAGCAGAGGGCCGAUGGGAAAGUCAGCAAGAUAUAUCCCAAGGUGUCACAAACUCCAGUAGGGGCAUUAGUCCAACUCGAUCCUCUUUGCCAGGCCCUGGGCAGCAGAACCACUCCCCUGAUGCAGGUCUGGGUAGCCUUGCUGCUUCCUACCUGAAUCCUGUCAAGUCAUUCGUGCCUCAGAUGCCAAAGCUGCUCAAGUCUCUCUUUCCUGUUAGAGAUGAGAAGAAGGGCAGGCAGACCUCACCUCUUGUACAGCAGAAACCCAGACUUGUGACACGGGGAGAGGACAGCUCUCAAUUUGUUCUUUCACCUUCUGGUACAGACAUGGCUGUCCCACGGAUCAUGGUUCAGUCUGCCAGUCUUGAUGCCAGUGCUGCAAAGAUAAAGCAGCUGAACCAAGAGGCAGCAGGGAAACGACCAUUUGAAGCUGCUUUACGGAUGUCAGAGGUGGAAAAGAGUCCUGAAAAGAUGCCCAAAGUGCCUUUGCAGCAGCCCACAGGAGAUGCCCAGGCACAGGACUCCCAGGAAGGGCCUCCAAGUCCUCUGAGCGAAGCCUCCAGCGGGUACUUUUCCCACAGUGUAUCAACAGCCACCCUCUCUGAAGCCCUCGCAGCAGGAAGUGAUGCUGUGGUUCAGCCAGGGGGACAGACACCUGCCCUAGGUGACUUCCCAGCUCCUACUGUGGCUCAGGGAUCUUUGGACACGCCAGGGCACUCAGACAGUCCUUCAGAAAGCUGUCUCAACAAUAAAGGGGAGAAUCUACCCAUCCCCAGCCUUCCAAGUGCUCACACAAGAUCAAAAGACAGCAGUGAAGUGAAUGGGAGUGAUGCUUUAAAAUCAAAAUCUUCUGCAUCUCCUGUGACUUACAGUGAGCAGGCAAAUGAUGCCUCUGUAGCUACUGAUGCAAAAACCUUUAUUUCUACCUCUGCUCUAAGGAUGGAGUCGUCUAAACAAUCAAUGGAGUCAGAAGGACAGGCUGCCAGGAGAAAGGAAACAACUUCUGGGGCUUAUGAACUGGGGGUUCCCAAACCACAGGUUCAGGACAACAAAUUGCCCCAGCCCAGCGUUGCCGCCUCCCCCUUCAAAAUCCAGAAAGUCAAGACUUCAGAGCUCAAGUCCUUUACCAGCAUGUUGGGGACUGAUCCUUCGUGUUCUGUAAACACAGAAGAGGAGCAGCAAGAAGGAGAAAAGAGCACAUCUGCAGCCCAUGGACUGAGCCAUAAUGGGUCAGAGAUGGCAGAAGAGAAACUGGAAGUAGUUUCUGACUCUGAAGAUGCCAAUGAAGUUCCCGAGUGGCUGAAAGAGGGAGAAUAUGUCACUGUUGGCACAAACAAAACAGGCAUCGUUAGAUACGUUGGGCCCACAGAUUUCCAAGAGGGAACAUGGGUUGGUGUUGAAUUGGAUUUACCUUCAGGGAAGAAUGACGGCUCCAUUGGAGGAAAGCAGUACUUCAGGUGCAACCCAGGCUACGGAUUGCUUGUGAAACCAGGCAGAGUUAAAAAGGCCGUAGGACCAGCGAGGCGACGGAGCACCGGAGUGAGGUUGCAGGGAGCGGCAUCCAACGAGAACAGGAGGAGCGGCAACUUCUCUGCUUCAGCAUCCAGCCUGGCUUCACUCACAGCCCUGGCUGCCAAGUCAGAAGGAGGACCCACAAUUCGCAUGGAGAAGAGCCAGAAAAACGCAGAGAACAGGAAAUCCUGGGCGAGCUGAGAGAACGGCCUGCUGCAAAACAGCCCUGCGGCUGCGGACCCAUCUUUUAGCCUCGGGUGGCUAAAAGCAGCCCCAUGAACUUGUGGUUUGUGGCAAACACUAAUGAAGGGUUUUUUCUCUGCUUUGGGUGACUGGCAUGAUCAUUCCUUGCCUUGUUGUGGUGCUGGGUCUGCAGCCAUAGUUUCCUGUUACCUGUUGUGAUGCUGAGGUGUAGGGGUGACUGUGAGCUCUGCUCUCCUCCACCUCCCAGAGGAGAUGUGAGUUGUUCAAAUUAAGGCAUGACUUCCAGUGGUUACAAAGCCCCAUGCACACCUCAGUGCUUCUCUGAGCUCAGGUCCCCAAAAGAACCAAUUUUGUGUAAUUUUGUGAGAGCUUUAUCAUGUUUAUCAUGGUGAAAGGGCAAGAUAAUGAUCGCAGAUGGGAAGACAGCGAACAUAAAACCUAAUCUGGAAAUGGGGAAACCCUCAAAACUUGUUUCAUUUAAAAAAACAGCAGCCCUCUGGUUGUGUGGCCCAGCAUCAGUGCUUGGUUUGGUUUCUUUUCCGUUGUCCUUCUGUGUAAAUCAGCACAAACUUUAAUGCUGAUGGGAAUGAGAGCAGGCCCAUGACCUGCUCUGUUAUAUUUUUGAUCCCUUCUUUUUACAGGAAAGGGAGGGAGUCAAACACAUUUUCCAUCUCUGAUCCAUUUAAUGUGUGCUCUCACCAUGCUGUGCUCCUCUCAUUCACAAGACCUUCCCAUUUGCUCUGUUUUUUGGGUUAGGAGAAUUUCGGCAGAGAUGGCGCUGAAAUGCUCCCAUGUCCACAGCCCUUUGUUGGGUCUUGCCUGCUGCUCGAUGCAGCAUCUUGCCCAGCCUUUGGGUCUUCACCCAACCUGUGAGUUUUCAUGUAGCCUUUGGAUUUUCACCCAGCCUUUGGGACUUUGCUCAACCUUUUUGUCUUCACCCAACCUUUGUGUCUUCACCCAGCCUUUUUGUCUUCACUCAACCUUUGGGUUUCCGCCCAGCCUUUGGUUUUCACCCAGCUUUUCGAAGCAGAGGCUUGCUGCUCUUGUGACAGGAUUAAUCCAGUCUAUUUAUUUGUAUUUAUUGUGUUGAACUGAGCAAAGGUUGCGCUUUACAAUCAUCCACCACCCAGCAUUGCACUGAGGAGCGCAGUGCUGAGAGAGGCCCAGCUCAGUGACAUGGAAAUAAACCCAUGAAAGAGUCUUCCCCAAACCAACCCCACCCAGAGGAGAAGGGUUGGCCUGGCUUUUAUCAAACUUGAUUUUAUUUUUGGUAAAUCUUACUAGUUUUUAACACCCUGUGGCACAGAUUUCAUACCUGUAUAUACUUGUGCACAUAUCUACGUACACUCAUUUUUCUAACAAAGGCCACAGGCUUUUAUAUUUUGAGCUGUUUAUAUCUUGUUUAAGGAAUCAGGGGGGGGAUUGGACAGCUUGAGCAAUAGAGGUUUUAUCUACUUGGGGAAUAUUUGGGGUGCUGAAUUAGUGAUUAAACUUUAAUACGUAUCCAGUCUCUGUCCGUGCUGCACGUGGGUAUCAAAGUGCCUUAGCCAUCUGGUUCAGAGGUCCAAGGGAGAGAUACAUUGUCAUCAGAGGAGACAGGGAUGCUUAGUGAAGGAGAUAAUUAUGCUGAUUUACUGUAAUUAAUAUCGUUUAUGCAGAAGGAAUAAAAUUAAAAUAGAAACUAAUCUGUAGCUGAAAUAAGUGGGAUGGGUUGCAGUGCAGCGUGCAUAGUACGGCCAGGGAUUUGUAUCUCCUCUCAGCUUCUGUUAGUUUCACUCCUUCCUGGAGUUUUGUAAAGAAAUCCUAAUAUGAAAUGUUUAUAGCACCUUUUAAAGGCGUUUCUACCAUACAGUUUUUUCUCCUUUUCCUUUGCACGAAGUUCCCGUCUAUGCAAGCCGAGGUGAUGGGAGGAACUCAGUAAUGAGGAGUACAGAUGCUCAAAUUCCUGGUUUUAAUUGGUAAGGUCCAUGCAACCAAAUGGCAUUUUGCUUUGGGGCGUGAUGAACCUGGCAGAUAGACAGACAAACGGCCCGCUGCUUCGUGUGACGCCUCUCACACCGCCCUGCCUGCCUUCUGAAAUCCACUUGUGAUGUUUUCCUGGCCGCACUCUGCUCCGAUGCGCUACACAGAGGUAGCCCACGGGAGGCAGCCCCAGCCUACGGGUGUUUGUAGUCUCAGCAUUUCAUUGCAGGAGUUCUCAGGGUUACCUUCACAGCGUGCUGGUGUUUGGUGUCCCCUCUGGGGGGAUACAAAGGGAAGAAGCUGUCUGGGUCCUCCCACACCCCAUUGCUCCGCUGAGGACUGCACAUCUCCAGGGUGGAUAGGAAGCAGUAAAGGUGCAGGAGUGACAGGGUGCAGCCCAAGCAGCUGGGCAGUCUUAAAUAUGGCUGUGGUUGGGGUGUCUGCAAACACUGGUGUGUGAUAAGGGGGGUAGAGCUGCUCUGGUAGGAGCACCACAUUGACUAUGGCAGAGGGAGGAUUCUUCUCUUUUGCUCUGUACUUUCUUUCUGAGCUUUGAAUGAAACCUCCUCACGUUAAUUCCACCUGCCCCCAAAAACCUGCCCCAUGGGUCAGGUCCACAAAGCCAGGCACAUCCACAUGGGGCCAUGAGGACUCUCCUGGAGGACUUCUUCAUCUCCUUCCUGCUCGCCCCAACUUCCUGCCCUCUCCUCCUGCUGGAGUCCCAAAUCCAAGUUUGGGCACAGUGAGCGCUCAUCUCUGCUCAGAGCAGCAGAUAACCAGAGAACGGCCUUUUAAACCACAAGAAGAGGAAUUUGGUUUUAUUUUUUUAACUGACAAUUAGCAUUAGAAUAACUCUACCCUCAGCAUAAAGGAGGAGGUGCUCUUAACUGGAAUAGCCCAGCGGCUGAGGCUGGCACGUUAAUAGCUAUGCAUAUUUCCCAAGGUUUUUCAUGCACUUUAUAUACAGGGAGGGAGAAUAUUUUAAAGCAGGAUCUGUGAUUCGUUGUGAUUCGAGUUUCUCAUCUGCUGUGUUUGCUCAGUUCUGUGAGCUCAUAUGGAAUCUGGGAGCAGAGCUGUGUGUGGGUCUGAGAUGCAGCAGUGGGAUUGAGGCACACGGUGGCAUUUGCUGCAGGCAGCCCAGGUUGUGCUUUGGGAAGGAUGUACUGUGAGUUUUCUCCAGCCAAGCCAAGACUUUGUACUGUAUGGUGCUCCUGACUCUCCUGGUGUUCUGAUCUUGUCCCAGGUAAUACCUGCUCAGUUGAAGGGCCUUGGCUCUUUGCUUGUCAGCAGUGUACUUUAGUUGAGGAAGAUAGAAAUGAUUCCUGCAUGGCAAUAUUGCCCAUAUCCUUAAGAAAGAAUCAUAGAAUCAUAGAAGGCUUUGCCCUGUGUCUCUUCCCCUGCUGCUCAGCCUCAGAGGCUCAGCAUCACUGUGCUCUGCUACAAGCUGAGAACCCCACCUCGUUCUGUCUCACUGGUCAUCAAAACCCAAACCCAUCCAAAACCAUCCCGGGCGUCACAAAGCCCUGCUCACACCGCCAGGGAGCUGUCCAAGAGUCCUUCCUGUCCUGACACGCGUGUUGUCCUUACUCUGGUACUGGCAGUUCUUUGCACAACAGGUUCAGUGUUUGCAGUGCCUUAUCCCUGGGUCAGCAAGUAAUAAAACAACAUGGUGGGCUCAGCCUGACCUGGAGUCUGCGUAGCUUGUAGGAAGUGAUGCUACACCAAGGCGCAGACGAGUUAUGCUCCCCUCGAGCAGGAGUCGCAGUCAGUGUUGCGCUCCUACAUCCCCUUCAGCCCUCCCUGCUUUGGGUUCUCGCUCUGUGCCCUCCUGGCAGUUCUCACCUACAGGGCACCGGGGGUUUCCCUUUUCCACCCCCACUAACGCCCGUCGUGUCUUGGGAGCCUCUCCCAGCUCAUCUUUCUGUUGAUUUCUUUUGUAAAUGUAGUGGCUGUGUAUAUAAGGAGUGGCUAUUUACCCUGCGGUGUCGUUACGUGUUGAUUGGUGUACUUUAAAUGAGCUAAAAUCCAAAGACACUUUGUAAUGAGCUGUAAAGUUUUUAAUUAUUUCUGUACAAUACUAAAUUGUAAUAUUGUGUUAUAUAUGCAAUGCAGCCUGCAGUACCUAAAUAAACCUCUUCUUUGGAACCUAUAA